Molecule: messenger RNA, 1218 nt
Organism: Thlaspi arvense
Lineage: Eukaryota; Viridiplantae; Streptophyta; Magnoliopsida; Brassicales; Brassicaceae
Source: the annotation of a GenBank genome assembly
AUGGCAAGUACUGUAAGUGAACGUGUGGUGGUCGUAGGAGUAGAUGAUUCAGCUCAUAGCUACCACGCACUCGAGACGGCUCUCGACCUCUUCUUCAUACCUUUCAAAUCAAACCCACAAUUCAAACUCGUCGUCAUUCACGCCCGACCCACCGCGACCUCAGUCAUCGCCGUUGCCGGUCCCGGAGCCGUCGAUAUAAUACCGAUUGUGGAACAAGAUUUGAACAACACUGCGGAAUUGGUCAAGAAGAAGUGUGCCGAAGUGUGCUCCGCUAAAUCUGUUGAGAUCGCGUCUUCGGAGGUUAUAGAAGGAGAUCCGAGGAAUAUAAUGCUGGAAGCAGCGGAGAGACAUCAUGCGUCUGUUCUUGUUCUUGGAAGCCAUGGUUAUGGAGCUGUCAAGAGGGUGUUUUUGGGGAGCGUGAGUGACUACUUAGCUCAUCAUGCUCAUUGCUCCGUUAUGAUCGUUAAGAAGCCUAAAAAGAAGAAUUGUUCUGUUGAAGAGAUUAGAAAAGCUUAUAGGAAGCUGUCCUUGAAAGUUCACCCGGACAAGAACAAGGCACCAGGCUCAGAGGAAGCGUUUAAGAAAGUCUCGAAAGCGUUUACGUGUUUGAGCGAUGGGAACUCGAGAAGCCAGUACGAUCAGGUGGGAUUUGUUGACGAGGUCGAUCAUAUCCAGAGGCAUAGUAAUCGUGGUAGGCCAAGGAGGAGGUAUCAUACACGGCAUGAGUUUUUCGAUGAUGAGUUUGAUCCCGACGAGAUAUUCAGGGCGUUUUUUGGUCAGCAACGAGAUAUGUUCCGUGGUUCUCAUGCUUAUAGGACUAGGCAAGCGCGAGACCAACACCGAGAAGAGGAGCCUAAUGUGGCUGUACCAAGCUGUUUGACGAUUAUUCAGAUCAUACCGUUCUUGCUUCUUUUGGUGCUGGCUUAUCUACCUUUUUAUGAGCCGGACUAUUCUCUGCACAAGAACCAGUCUUAUCAGAUACCAAAGACGACGGAGAAUAUGAAGAUUAGCUUUUAUGUUAGAUCAUCAUCAGCGUUUGAUGAGAAGUUUCCGCUCGGUAGCUCUGCUCGAGGUAACCUUGAGGGCAACGUGAUCAAAGACUACAGAAACUUUCUUUUCCAGUCCUGUCGCAUUGAGCUCCAGAAACGGCGGUGGAACAAGAAGUUGCCUACCCCUCACUGCAAUGAACUUCACGAUCGUGGAUUUGUCGAUAGGUAA